This is a messenger RNA of Guillardia theta CCMP2712, 558 nucleotides long. RefSeq lists its product as hypothetical. NCBI's taxonomy places the organism in Eukaryota, Cryptophyceae, Pyrenomonadales, Geminigeraceae. The annotation marks the transcript as partial. The transcript has a single exon. The record is from RefSeq and is a predicted model, not a curated record.
CAUGGCCAUUACCGACUUUGACGAACUCUUGCGAUGCUCUUCUGCUGAGCAUUCCCCUCUCAAACAGUUUUCAUCCAUGAAACGAUCCUCGUCCGAAGGCGAUCUGUGCAAAAAGCCUAGAUCGCUAUCGGGUUCUGAGGGGUCUGUCGAGCUUCUGGAUGAGAUGUUUCAGUUGGAAGAGAGCGAGGAUCAGUUCAUUGACGAAGUUGCUGCAUACAAUGCGCCCCUUGACCUCAGCGAACUGUUGGACAGCUUGAAUACGCCAAAACGGUGUUUGGGCAAGAGACGGUUUAUCGAAUCUUGCCCUACAAAUGAAGGAGAUUGGAUUGAAAGAGAAUUCUUCAACGUCGACUGCAGGAUAAGACAAAAGUACAACAGAAUCAUUGGAAAAGAAAUUAUGAAGGCGAUGAAACGGAGGAAGUUCUGAAAAAACCAGUGGAUUUUAACAAAAGCAAUGUUUUUCUGGUGCUUUUGUGAUAUUAUUUUUCCCGUCUCAGUACACCCUCUCUAGUACUAGUGUAAAUCUUGAUUCCACAGCAAAUAAAGAAAUUUUUUUCG